AAAUGCCUCCCCGAGUCGCCGCUUCGUACCCACAGAUCUCUGUUCCGACGCAACCCAUUUCCUCAAUCCGUGUAUUUAAUACGCUGUUGUUGGUCGGCUCGCAUCCUAUGAUGCUCUUUCACCUUGUUGGGCAAACGAUCUCAUGCGGCACAAGGGUUUUACGGAGCACAAAUUGGGGCGGGGGGAAGGAUCUCGUUGCCCCGGAUGGGAGAUCCAUCGGCGUUACCGAAGGAGAGUGGUUAAUUACGAAGUCUUCGCAUGUGGCUUUUGUCGUUUUCUUGUUGGACUGAUGAAGCAUCUCGACUGGUUAAAUUCGAGCCUGAGUUCAGCAUUCCUGGUAUGCGGAACAACGGCUGUUGCCGUCAUUGACACUGUGGAUUCACCUUUCUGCGCCAUUUGGCAACGUCUUCCGCACUCUUGGGGUGAGGUGCGGAUGGUGUGUCGAGCGGUCGCAGCAGGAGGCUCCAGUGCGAGUUUUGAUCUAUCGUCAUCUUAAGCACUAUAAACCCCCUUAUUGGUGUGGCACUUUUGGCAAGUGUCAAUGCAAAAGAUAUAAAUCGACUCAGUUUGGUGUUGUUGAUCCCAAUAGGCGUUCUUGAUUGUGUGCAACUACAUCAAGGAUGGACUCCCAAAAAUCCGUGGAAGAUCAGUUCUCCAAGUUGCAUCCAUGCUUGGCACUGGAUACCAGAAUCGGGAUAGUCGGAGGUGGUCCAAGUGGAUUAUCAGCUGCUUAUGCACUAGCGAAGCUCGGUUAUAGAGACAUCACUGUCAUAGAGAAGCACAAUUCUGUGGGAGGCAUGUGCGAAUCGGUAGAAAUUGAAGGAAAGGUUUAUGAUUUGGGUGGUCAAGUUCUUGCCGCUAACAGCGCACCAGUCAUUUUUCACUUGGCAAAAGAAUCUGGGACUGAAUUAGAAGAAAUGGACUUCCACAAACAAGCUCUCAUUGACAGUUUUACUGGGGAGUAUCAUGAUAUAAACGUUGCAGAAGAUUAUAUGUCUCUAGUCUCGCUCACCUUAGAAAUCCAGGAUAAGGCAAAGGAUUCAAAUCGUAUAGGCAUCCAUGCGGUGAGUGACAUUGCAUCAGACUUAACCCCAGCAUAUCUGGAGGCUCAUGGACUCAAAAGCGUUCCCAAGUCUGUCCAAUAUGGAUACACCGCAUCCGGGUAUGGAUUUGUCCAAGACAUGCCUUAUGCUUAUAUUCAUGAGUUCACUCGCACUAGCAUGGCUGGAAAAAUUCGACGUAUGAAAGGUGGAUAUAUGAGCCUCUGGAAAAAAAUCAGCGAGUCUCUUCUGAUAAAGGUGUGCUGCAAUACUGAAGUACAAGCAGUCAGACGGAACGAUUUAGGUGUUAAUGUUGACAUCACCAAUUCUAGCGGAGAAACUGAGCAUAAGGAGUUUGAUAAGAUAAUCAUCUCAGGUGCAUUCCCCUUCAAAAAUUCGAGAACGUACAGAUCAACUCCGUUUUCUACAGAAGCUGAGAUCGGAUUGUUGGAUGUGAGCGACCUUGAAAGGGAUCUUUUCAGCAAAGUGCAAACAAUAGAUUAUUACACCACUGUCUUGAAGAUUAAGGGGCUUGAACGCAUCCCUGUCGGCUUUUAUUAUUUGGGUGAAUACAUGGACGACCCUUCCACAAUCGGACAUCCGGUUGCAAUGCAAAGAUUUUAUGCGAACACCAAUAUCUUCUUGUUCUGGUCGUAUGGCGACUCUGUGAAUAUUAGGGGAUCUAACGUCAUUGAUCUCGUGAUCGAAGUAGUUAAAAGAAUGGGUGGAGAAGUUGAGAAGGUCAUUCUGCAGAGGCAAUUCAAGUACUUUCCUCAUGUAGGCAGUGAAGCUAUGAAGGACGGAUUUUAUGAGAGACUAGAAUCCGAACUUCAGGGUCACCGAAACACAUAUUAUGUAGGAGGGCUUUUUGCUUUCGAGCUUACAGAAAGAAAUUCAUCUUAUGCCAUGGCUUUAAUCUGCAAGCACUUUGCCAGUGCAAAUUCCCUCCCAACAUUACCUUAUGUGAAGAGUCUGUUCACCUUGCAACUAGACCAAGAUGCAACCAGCCUUAAAACAUUGAGUGAAACAUGCGGAGUUGCUUUCCCUGACCUCCCCACGCUUGAUGGCUAUUUAAAGCACUGGGCUGCUCAAGAAAUUACUCAAAACAAGGUUCUCUAUACUUGGAUCAAAGAAGAAAGGGCAGUGGUGUGCCAGAGGACAUAUGGAGAGCUUGACUCCAAUGCUUCUUGCAUUGCUCAUAGCCUCUUGACGAGCCGGAGACCUACUAUCAAGCCAGGUGACAGGGUUUUACUCGUUCACGUUCCAGGUCUGGACUUUGUUGAUGCUUUUUUUGGUUGUUUAAGAGCCAAAGUCAUACCCAUUCCAGUACUUCCACCUGAUCCAUUGCAAAGAGGUGGACAGGCUCUUAUGAAAAUUGAGAACAUUGCCAAAUUGUGCAAUGCGGUGGCCAUUCUGUCAACUGUUGGCUAUCAUGCUGCAGUAAGAGCAGGGUCAGUAAAGAACUUGAUCUCUUUCACCGGAAAAAGUGCGAAAAGCACAGCUCAGUGGCCUAGUCUUCCAUGGCUGCACACAGAUUCUUGGAUCAAAAGCUCUAAGGUUUUGCCUGCUCCAAACAUUGGCUUUCAAUCAGGAUCUCAGCCAGAUGAUUUGUGCUUUUUGCAAUUUACAUCGGGUUCAACCGGUGAUGCUAAGGGUGUCAUGAUAACACACAGUGGACUCAUUCAUAAUGUCAAAUUGAUGCGAAGGAGAUAUCGAAGCACUUCAAAUACUGUGCUAGUAAGUUGGCUUCCUCAGUACCAUGACAUGGGUUUGAUUGGAGGUCUUUUUACAGCAAUGGUUUGUGGUGGGUCAGCAAUCCUUUUUUCUCCAUUGACGUUCAUCAGGAAUCCGCUCCUGUGGCUUCAAACGAUCAGCGAUUACAAGGCCACACACAGUGCGGGCCCCAAUUUUGCCUUUGAGCUAGUGAUUCGAAGACUGGAAGCAGACAAGGCGAAGGCGCACGAUUAUGACCUCUCUUCCGUGAUCUUUCUCAUGAUCGCUGCUGAACCAGUGAGGCAGAAGACGCUCAAAAGAUUUGUUGAGCUCACGAGUCCCUUUGGCCUUUCUCAGGAGGUGAUGGCUCCAGGCUAUGGCUUGGCAGAAAAUUGUGUCUUUGUCAGCUGUGCGUAUGGCAAAAAGAAGCCUGUCUUGGUAGAUUGGCAGGGAAGAAUUUGCUGUGGAUACGUGGAUCACGAUGAUGCAGAUGUUGACAUAAGAAUUGUUGAUGCAGAUACAGGUUUAGAGGCUGAUGAAGAUGGGAAGGAAGGAGAGAUAUGGAUUAGUAGUCCGAGCGCUGGAACUGGGUACUGGGGCAAGGAAAAACUUAGCCAGAAAACUUUCAGAAACAAACUUCAGAAGUACCCUGGAAGAAAGUACACAAGAACUGGAGACUUGGGACGGGUAAUCCAGGGUAACUUGUUCAUCACAGGGAGAAUCAAGGAUCUCAUAAUUGUAGCUGGAAGAAACAUUUAUUCAGCAGAUGUUGAGAAGACGGUUGAGAGCUCAUCUGAGCUUCUACGCCCUGGUUGCUGUGCCGUCAUUGGUGUUCCUGAAGAUGUCCUAUCAGCAAAAGGCAUCUCCCUUCCAGAUGCUUCUGACCAGGUUGGCUUGGUUGUAGUUGCAGAGUUAAGAGACGGUAAACCCGUCGACAAGGACAUCGUGAAGCAAAUUGAAUCCCGCGUGGUGGAAGAACAUGGGGUGACUGUCGCUUCUGUCAAGUUGAUCAGGCCUAGAACCAUGAGUAAAACAACCUCAGGGAAGAUCAAGAGGUUCGAAUGCCUCAAGCAGUUUGUUGAUGGAACUCUCAACACAGUACCAGAUCCAAUUGUGACAAAGAGAUCAUUGAUUAGAUCUUUCACCACUGCGACAUGUAGGGAGGGAAAUACUCCUCGACCUCACCUCGCUAAAGGCUCUCUACCACCAAGCCCAAAAUUAAGCAAUAGGGAUAUUGUGGAGUUUCUGAAGCAGCUAAUCAGUGAACAGACAGGAAUUGCAAUCAAAAACAUUUCAGCCACAGAAAGCCUUGUGUCCUAUGGCAUUGAUUCGAUAGGCGUGGUCAGAGCUGCUCAAAAGCUUUCGGAUUUUCUUGGAGUGCCAGUUGGAGCUGUAGAUAUAUUCACUGCAACCUGCAUAGCAGACUUGGCAAACUUUGCCGAGAAUCUGUUAAUGAAGUCUCAACCCCAUCUUCUCACCACCCAAUCCAACCAUCCGGAGCCAGAAAUCCUUACUGCUGACUUUUCCAUGGAAAUUUCCAGACUUCACCACUGGUGUAUCUGGUCCUUCCAACUUCUUGGUCUUCUCUAUGUCACAUUCAUUCUGGUUUUCCCUGCUUAUGUAUCAGUUUCCAUUUUUCAAAUUUUGGUUUCGGCCAGCCAAAAACUGAUUGAUGGACUUCCCUGGUUGCAUUAUACAAGUGUCGUGCUUCUUGCACCUCUUUCCUGGAUCCUCUGUAUUGCUUUGACCAGCGUAUCCAUUGCCUUUUUCGGUAAUUUAUUCCUGCGCAUAAAUUGCGCCCUGACUCCUGAAGUAUCUGUCUGGUCUCUGGAUUUUGUCAAGUGGUGGGCUCUUUACAAGGCUCAGGAGGUUUCCUCCAAAGUGCUCGCGGUGCAUCUCAGAGGAACGGUGUUCCUUAAACACUGGUUUGAGAUGCUUGGAGCAAGGAUUGGAUCAUCAGUUUUACUAGACACAGUUGACAUAACAGACCCUUCUCUGGUUUCAAUCGGAGAUGGAACUGUGAUUGCAGAAGGUGCUUUGCUUCAAAGUCACGAAGUGCAGAACAGCGUCUUGAGAUUCCAGCCAAUAAGGAUUGGCAGGAAUUGCUCAGUUGGCCCUUAUGCUGUUGUCCAGAAAGGAAGUGUUUUAGGAGAAGGAGCUGAAGUACCAGCCUUGCAAAAAAGUGAAGGUGCGAAGUCUGCCCUUAAGAUGGCUGGGGCAGAUAAGAUACUGAAAGUUUCCCCUGGAACUCUGAAGGAGACAAUACAACAGUUCAUGGGCAUCUACAUGGUUGGUUUCCUCAGCUCUUUGUCCGCUGCUGCUGUAUACUUGCUCUACAUGAGGCUAUCGCAGAAAGUUCCUUCCCUUGAACAGUUGGCAUUUCUUUGCAUUUCGGGCGCUUUACACUGGGUUCCGUUCACCAUCGUGGCAUAUGCCACCAUGUUUACAAACACUCCGCCUAAUCCAUUCCAGUUUGCCAUUGCUUUGGCAAUCGCCUACUUUGCUCACGGCCUGGUGCAAAAGUAG
Rhodamnia argentea is the source of this 5279-nucleotide messenger RNA. RefSeq lists its product as uncharacterized. Gene Ontology annotation, molecular function: phosphopantetheine binding. The record is from RefSeq and is a predicted model, not a curated record. The transcript is spliced from 10 exons. Gene Ontology annotation, biological process: lipid biosynthetic process. Bases 621 to 5279 code for a protein of 1552 amino acids. Lineage: Eukaryota; Viridiplantae; Streptophyta; Magnoliopsida; Myrtales; Myrtaceae.